Molecule: messenger RNA, 213 nt
Organism: Talaromyces stipitatus ATCC 10500
Lineage: Eukaryota; Fungi; Ascomycota; Eurotiomycetes; Eurotiales; Trichocomaceae
Exons: 3
Coding region: 1-213 (70 amino acids)
Source: RefSeq, a predicted model, not a curated record
AUGGACUGGUCAAGCGCCGCUGACCUUAACGCUGUUGUCAAUGCCACCAUUGAUAAUGCCUUCGAGUCCUCGAUAGAUGACGUUGUGCAAGAUCCCGCUCUUGCUCUCCGCGUUGCUGCAGCUCCCGUUGAAGUUGAAGCUCGCGAGGUUGUGGAUCCUCCUGAGGACUUCGAAACCCGUGAUAAGUGGUUGCUGGCCAUUUCGGAUACAUAA